Molecule: messenger RNA, 1545 nt
Organism: Thamnophis elegans (Western terrestrial garter snake)
Lineage: Eukaryota; Metazoa; Chordata; Lepidosauria; Squamata; Natricidae
Product: histone H1.10-like
Exons: 1
Coding region: 28-672 (214 amino acids)
Biological process (GO): nucleosome assembly
Cellular component (GO): nucleosome
Molecular function (GO): structural constituent of chromatin; DNA binding
Source: RefSeq, a predicted model, not a curated record
UUUUAUUAGUUGCUUCUCUCAGCGAUCAUGUCUGAAACCGCGCCUGCUGUUGCUGUUACGGCCGCGGCUCCAGCCGUAACUUCGAAAGCUCCGGCGAAGAAGGCGAAGAAAGCGGGAGCGGCGAAAGCACGCAAGGCGUCGGGUCCCAGCGUCACCGAGCUGAUCACUAAGGCGGUGGCCGCUUCCAAGGAGCGCAAAGGGGUGUCUCUGGCUGCCCUGAAGAAAGCUUUGGCCGCUGGGGGCUACGAUGUCGAGAAGAACAACAGCCGCAUCAAGCUGGCUCUGAAAAGCCUGGUAAGCAAAGGCACCCUGGUGCACACGAAGGGAAUCGGUGCUUCCGGCUCCUUCAAGCUCGGCAAGAAAUCGGGCGAAGGGAAAGAGAAAGCGCCCAAAAAGAAGGCAGCUAAGCCUAAGAAGCCGGUUGCGAAGAAGCCCGCGAGUGCCGUCAAGAAGCCCAAAAAGGCAGCGGCGGCCAAGAAGAGUCCGAAGAAACCCAAAAAGCCCGCGGCGGCUAAGAAGGCCACCAAGAGCCCCAAAAAGGCUAAACCGGUCAAGCCUAAGAAAGUCGCCAAAAGCCCGGCUAAAGCGAAGGCUGUGAAGCCGAAGACUGCCAAGCCCAAGGCCAAGCCUAAAGCGACCAAAGCGAAGAAAGCGGCGCCCAAGAAGAAGUAAAUCCGGAGUUGGUCCGUGGUUGCUUUUCUAAAAACCCAAAGGCUCUUUUAAGAGCCACCCACAGAAUCUAAAAGAGAGCUGUCGUCCGCUCAGUAAAAAACUGUUCGGAUGCUUUUAAUACCCUGAAACAAAGUAACAAUGCAGUGUAGCUUGCGUGGAAUGAAUCCUGAACACUAGGGCAUCAUUCUUUAGCUUUCAGGGGUGUUAUUGAGCUUCGGGGCAAGUAUACUUAAGAUCAGAGCUCUAUAUACACAAGUAGACAGACGAAUCAUUCUGAAAAGCAUGGGGAGGGAGCGGGGAUGAUACGUCUGCAUUUGGUUAGGAAGAAGUGGGCAAUAAAUGCCACCCGAGUGGGUAUUUUCAUUAAUAAAGGUGCACGGCGUCGGGCUUUCACUUGCUAAAGGAAGUUUUCCACUUUCAGUAGUCUCAUUUUAGGGAAUAUCUAUUAAAACGGACACGGGCGUUUAUAUCGAAAGUUCCUAUGAAAUAUGCUGAUACCGAUAUCGCAACCCUCCCAGGUUUGCUUCAAAAACCCUGAAAGUUUAAAUGAUCUCAAUAAAUAUGAAUCACGCCUUUUAAUUUAAAAAGAAGGAAAUAUGUUUUUCCCGACCGGGAAGCGGAAUGGACGCGGCAUAACUUUAAAAAUGCUUGUGAAUGAAGGUUUCGUUCGCUCAGGUUGAAUUACAGGUCUUUUUCUUCCCUAUCAAAGGGUUUUGUGCUACGCUUGUGAUAGGCUCACACUAAGACGUCAACUGAACAGCCAAUAGCCGCUCGAUGUCAAGUAAUCCAAUCAGUGGUCACUCUUUGCUCUGUUAUCCAAUAGAAAAUGUGAACCAGAAGCCUUUUAUUUGCAUGGAAGCUGGUAUGAAAUAA